UCUUGUUGUCGCACUGGGACAAGAUGCUCCACUGUGCCAGCUGUGAAAAGCCCAUCCUGGACAGGUUCCUGCUGAAAGUUUUGGACAGACCGUGGCACGCCAAGUGCGUCCAGUGCUGCGAGUGCAAGUGCAGCCUGACAGAGAAGUGCUUCUCGCGCGAUGGGAGGCUGUACUGCAAGAAUGACUUCUUCAGGAGAUUUGGGACGAAGUGUGGCGGCUGCUCGCAGGGCAUUCUACCCAGUGAUCUCGUGCGCAGAGCCAAGAGUAAAGUGUUUCACCUGAACUGCUUCACGUGCGUCAUGUGCAACAAGCAGCUGUCCACAGGAGAGGAGCUCUACAUCCUGGACGAGUCCAAGUUCGUCUGUAAGGAGGACUACCAGAGCAGCAACGGGAAGGACACCGUCCUCCUGUCAGUUACAACGUGCAGCGACCCGAGUCUGUCCCCGGAUUCCCAGGACCCGCAGGACGACUGCAAGGACUCGGAGGAGGGGGGUGGGGGGCCCCUGUCCGACAAGGACGCGUGCGGCAACGAGGAGCCGGACAACGACGAGCAGGGCGCGGUGGGGAAGCGCCGCGGGCCGCGCACCACCAUCAAAGCCAAGCAGCUGGAGACGCUGAAGGCGGCGUUCGCGGCCACGCCGAAGCCCACGAGACACAUCCGCGAGCAGCUGUCGCGCGAGACCGGCCUCAACAUGAGAGUCAUCCAGGUUUGGUUCCAGAACAGGAGGUCCAAAGAGAGGCGCAUGAAGCAGCUGAGCGCCCUGAGCGCGCGGAGACACGUGUUCUUCCGGAACCCGCGGAGAGUGCGAGCUCUGGGGGACAGACUGGAGCCGGGGGAGCUGGGACACUUCUCCUAUUAUGGAGAUUAUCCCGGUGAGUUCUACGGCCCAGGAGGGAAUUAUGAGUACUUCCAGGGCCCGCCAUCAUCGCAGGCUCAGACUCCAGCCGACCUGGGCUUUGUGCCCUCUGCAGUUCCUGCUGGGACCCCGUUAGGAGUCGUGGACCACCACCAGCACCACCACCACCAUCACCACCACCCGCACGCAGGGCACCACUGCGCCGCGGGAGACGCGCAAUGCUUCCCGGACACGAUGGUCUCAUCCCACCACCUUCCCGCGGACUCACCUGGCAGCCCGGAGCCCGGCGGACCCGUUUCCAUCCACAGCAUGUCCAGUGAAAUGUGCGGCCCCGGGCCUGGACCUGGACCUGGACCCGGGCCUGGACCCGGACCUUUCACCGCCCUCAACGAGAACACGGGAUACAGCAACCAGCUGAACCAGCAGCCCCCAGAGCUGAGCGAGGGCACUGCCUGGUAACCAAC
Nematolebias whitei (Rio pearlfish) is the source of this 1321-nucleotide messenger RNA. RefSeq names its product LIM homeobox 1b (gene lhx1b). Gene Ontology annotation, molecular function: DNA-binding transcription factor activity, RNA polymerase II-specific; RNA polymerase II transcription regulatory region sequence-specific DNA binding. The coding region runs from base 24 to 1316 and encodes 430 amino acids. The record is from RefSeq and is a predicted model, not a curated record. Gene Ontology annotation, cellular component: nucleus. Gene Ontology annotation, biological process: regulation of transcription by RNA polymerase II; neuron differentiation. The transcript has 5 exons. Lineage: Eukaryota; Metazoa; Chordata; Actinopteri; Cyprinodontiformes; Rivulidae.